GUCAUGGCUUUAAAUAACGCAAAAGUGUCAUGGAUGAUAGCGCUGACCGUGGUCGUUUUCAAUACCAAAUGUUCCUCAAUCAACUUUUGUCCCAACACACCAUGUUUGUGCACAAAUACAACUACUGACUGUUCUGACAGGAAUUUGGAGUCACUGCAACUUCUCGAAAAUCAGCUGCCGAAAACAACUACAAAUAUAAUCCUGUCAGGAAACAUUUUUAUGAAUGUCGGUGAUUUCUUUUUAAAACCCAUUGAGUCAUUGAAAAUAGAGAAGAUUAGUCUCUGUAGAUGUCAAGUGAAAUAUAUAUCACCUAUAGCAUUUCGUUUCUUCCCACAUAUAAAACAGUUGGACCUCUCAAGAAAUAAUCUCAAUUACAAUAACAUACUUUUGGUUUUGGAGAGGUUGAAUAGUUCAUGUAUACAAGCCUUAAACAUAUCGGACGUCAAACACGCACCGUCUACACUUCCUGUAAAUGCGUUCGAGAGUUUUGAAGAGAACAGUUCUCUCAAUUCUCUUCAACUCCAAAACUGGAAUUUGAUGAAGGUUUAUGGAGCUGCCUUUCGAAAUUUGACCAACUUAAAUACGUUGGAUCUGAGUAAUAACAAGAUACUUGCCUUAAACAUGGAGGGACUUGAUAAUAUUACUCAUCUUAAUCUAACUUUAAACGAACUACCCGGGCUACCAAAAAUGUGUAAUGCAAACAAUGAAUCGUUGGUUCCGAAACUGAUGUAUUUGUGGCUCGCAAUUAAUCAUAUAUCGGACUCGUCAGAAUUCUGUCGCCAAGGCCAUUGUUUACCAGAUUUAAGAUAUCUUAAUCUAUCCUUUAAUGCAGUAAGUAUUAUAAAAAAUAACGCUUUUUCUACCAUAUCAAAACUGGAGAAAUUGGGACUGGAAAAUAUGUUAACUUAUGAUUUGUUGAUUGAGGAAGAUGCUUUUCGGUCGAUAUCUUUGAUUGAACUUUUUAUAAGCAUGCCCAAAAGAGAUACAAAGCAGUUGCUGAAACAUAAGACCAUUUUCAACAACUGCCCAAAGCUCAAAACUUUAGAUGUAUCGCAUUUUGAUUUCUUAAGUUUUGACAGGGAUGAUUUUUAUAACAUGUUACUACCAUUGAAGAAUUUGAAAAAUCUUAUGUUGCGUCACUGUUCUUUGAAUUUUGUUCCUCCCACUUCGCACCUUUCCAAUCUGAAGUCUAUUAAUUUAAAAGGAAAUUUCAUACGUUACAUUGACCGGGAUUUGUUUCAAAACAAUUCUGUACUCAGUGAAAUAAUUCUUCGAAAAAACCAUCUCACAACUAUUAAACAGGACUCGUUUACAGAGAUUAUCUGGAACAACCCAAAUCUAUCCAUAGAUGUUUCAUAUAAUCCAUUUGCAUGCGACUGUGAUCUUGAAUGGUUCAUUCAGUGGUCAAACAAAAAUAUAAAACACGUGAAUAAAUACGAAGAAAACCAGUGUGAUUCACCAAAGGAAUGGAAAACCAGCCACAUAGGAGGUCAUUUGAAUUCUCUUAAAAUGACAUGCCAUGUUUUGAAUCGUGCUAUUGUUAUAGGCUUGAUAACGGGGUCGUUUGUGUUCAUUUUCUUGUUUAUUUUCGUACUUAUCAGAAAAUUCCGAUGGGAUAUAUUAUAUUAUUUACAUAACUUUACUCAUGGAAGACGAAGGGGAUAUCAGAGACUUUUGGACACAAAUACUAAAGAAUAUGACGGUUUUGUUGCAUAUAAUACGCAUGACCGAAAGUGGAUUAUGUCGGAACUUGUCGACAUUUUAGAGAAAAAAGAAAACUACAAGUUGUGUCUUCACGAAAGAAACUUUUUACCGAUAGGUUCUCAUGUGGAUAAUAUUUUUGACAACAUAGAAUCUAGUCGUAAGUUUAUAUUAGUUCUUUCGAACAAUUUCAUGGAAGAUCAGUGGUGUCAGUUUGAAACUGUAAUUGCAAACCACCAAUUAGCCGACGGAAAUAAAGACAAAAUUUUACUCAUUCUUUUGAAUGAUAUAGAUUCCGAACAUUUCACCAUCGCUUUGAAAACGUUAUUAAAAGAAGCUAAAAGUGUCGAAUGGACAACAAACGAUAAUGGGAUCAAAUUAUUUUGGAAAAAAAUAAAUUCUUUUAUGCAGAAAUAGUAACCUUUGUUGCCAUUAUCCUCGUUUUUUUCUUUCAUCGGUUUUUUAAUUUAUAAGUAACGUUUUGAUACGAAAGGCAAUUCUAAAAAUUAAGUGAUUUAAAAAAAAGGAUAACUAUGGCAUGUGUGUAUUUUACCCUCUAAAUUGUAAAUAAUGCUAAUGCUUUUGUUUCUUGAAGACAUUUUGAAAAUAAAUCUGGGAUGCUGUAACAUUAUUGAUAGUACAUACUGAAAAAUCCUAUUUUGUUUCAUUUGACACCAGCAAGUUGUUGUUUUUUUUAGUCGAUGCUGUAUUAUACAAAGAUGUAUUUUGUAUACUAUAUCGUAGAGGAGCUAUUUAAAAACCCUAUUCAUUUGAUUGCUGUUAUAUAAUAUUUUUUUGUAGAAUGUAUAUAUGUUCUGUAAUUUUUCAUUUAGCUUACAAUUGAAGUAAACAGAAGUAAAACAAAAUAAAAAUUGAAAAAUCCUAUUUUAUUUCAUUUGACACCAGCAAGUUGUUGUUUUAUUAGUCGAUGCUGUAUGAUACAAAGAUGUAUUUUGUAUACUGUAUCGUAGAGGAGCUAUUUAAAAAACCCUAUUCAUUUGAUUGCUGUUAUAUAAUAUUUUUUUGUAGAAUGUAUAUAUGUUCUGUAAUUUUUCAUUUAGCUUACAAUUGAAGUAAACAGAAGUAA
Molecule: messenger RNA, 2788 nt
Organism: Magallana angulata
Lineage: Eukaryota; Metazoa; Mollusca; Bivalvia; Ostreida; Ostreidae
Product: toll-like receptor 4
Exons: 1
Coding region: 4-2118 (704 amino acids)
Biological process (GO): toll-like receptor signaling pathway; immune response
Cellular component (GO): membrane
Molecular function (GO): protein binding; transmembrane signaling receptor activity
Source: RefSeq, a predicted model, not a curated record